AUGUCGCCUUUAAGCUUAAGGGUUGACAGAUUCCAAAGCACAAGUUUGGUUGAUUGGGUGAAUUCCAUGCUUACUACGCUUAAGGCUGAUGAAUUGCAAUUAUUUGUUCUCUCCUUGUGGUCAAUUUGGAAUGAUAGAAAUAAUAUUGUUUUUGGUAACAGGAGGCUGGCCCCUGAUAUGUUGUUUAGUAACAUUCUGUCUAUGCAUUCUGGUGGUAGCUCAGGUCAUCAGGUAGUUAUUUCGGAGGUCAGAUCGCAAAACCAGACGUGGAAUCCUCCUCCACCCCAUGCUGUCAAACUGAAUACUGAUGCAGCAGUCUCUAUUGAUAAGAAGAUGUCUGUUGCAGGUGCUGUUUGUAGGAACAGUGAAGGCGUGGUGUUGAAGAGUGGAGUUUGUGUUAUGCAGGGGAUUUAUGACGUAGAAUUGGCUGAAGCUAUGGCGGUCGAGUUUGGCGUGAAGAUGGCAGCAUAUAUUCUGUGUGAGGAACUGAUUGUGGAGUCUGAUUCACUCAAUGUUAUUCAAAGAUUUCACAAGCAUGAUGGUGCCAUUGAUCAUAUUCAGCUCAUAAUCGAAGAUUGCAUUGCUAUUCCGCUGAGUUGCUCGGUUCGUUUUCAACAUGCCAGACGAUCUUAUAACAUUGUUGCCCAUGCUAUGGCAAAAUGGGGUAUGUUUAUUGGUAGAAAUCGUUUGUUUGACGGUGAAGUUCCGUUUCCAGUAAAUGAACUCAUUGUUAUUCCUUCUUAA
Messenger RNA from Mercurialis annua (annual mercury), 744 nucleotides. RefSeq lists its product as uncharacterized. The record is from RefSeq and is a predicted model, not a curated record. The transcript has a single exon. Gene Ontology annotation, molecular function: RNA-DNA hybrid ribonuclease activity; nucleic acid binding. The coding region runs from base 1 to 744 and encodes 247 amino acids. NCBI's taxonomy places the organism in Eukaryota, Viridiplantae, Streptophyta, Magnoliopsida, Malpighiales, Euphorbiaceae.